AAAAAAGUCGAGUGUUAAUUGUCAUCUUCAUAUUCCAGAGUACAAAAUAGGCUGCGUACUUCAUUAAUAUCUUUUUCUCCAAUGCAGACUGUAAAUGCGUGGAAAUUCCCAGGAGGUCUGUCUAAUCCUGGCGAAGACAUUGGAGACACGGCAGUUCGAGAGGUUUUUGAAGAGACUGGCAUCAAGUCCGAGUUCAAGUCCAUCCUCAGCAUAAGGCAGCAACACAAACACCCCGGAGCCUUCGGGAAGUCGGACAUGUACAUCAUCUGUCGCCUGCAGCCCUCCUCCUUCAGCAUCAAUUUCUGCCAGCAGGAGUGCUUGCGGUGUGAGUGGAUGGACCUCGAUGAGCUUGCCAGGACGAAACAUGCUACUCCCAUUACAAGCAACGUAGCUAAGCUGUUACUUUACGGAUACCGGGAAGGGUUUGAUAAAAUUGAUAUAACCAUGAGAGAGUUUCCAGCUGUUUACACAGGCCUCUUCUACAAACUAUACCACAGGGAGCUGCCCGAAUCCUACAGAAAUAUUACAUGAUAGCAACAAAUUUCACAUUAUUAUAUUAAUAAUUUAUGAUUUUUAUUGUAGAGUUACUUAGACCAUAUUAAAAUUAUUCACGGACUUCUUAUUUUUAGAAAAAAAAUCAGUAUUUAUUCUCGAAAAAGCUACAGAUAUAUAAAUUAUUUUAAAUGGCAAGUUCUCCUGUUAGCGUGCAUCAGAUUAGUUUCCCUUUCCUCCGUAAAGUAAAUAUAAAGUAAAUAAAAUAGCUCUAUAGAAAUCUCUA
Molecule: messenger RNA, 778 nt
Organism: Numida meleagris (helmeted guineafowl)
Lineage: Eukaryota; Metazoa; Chordata; Aves; Galliformes; Numididae
Gene: NUDT6
Product: nudix hydrolase 6
Exons: 2
Coding region: 82-531 (149 amino acids)
Molecular function (GO): ADP-ribose diphosphatase activity; NAD binding; NADH pyrophosphatase activity
Source: RefSeq, a predicted model, not a curated record